UCACAUUUUUUGAACAGUCUGUCAUUGUCCAAUUCGGCUAUUCGUAGCCUCGUCAUUCUCUUAGGAUACAGUCAUUCUAUUACCUACCAAGACACUCGUUAACAUCUCACUCUAUUACGCUCACACAAUGCGUUCUAACAACCUUCUCCUGCUCGCCAGUCUGGCGAGCUACGUCCUCGCUCUUCCCACCGACGUAGAGACCCGCCACCUGAAGCUGGGCGCUGACCUCGAUAUCGGUGAUCUCUCCAUUGGCGCGGGGAUUUCGAUCGAUGGUGGUCUUGACUUGAGCGCGCUCAUCAGCGCUAUCCUUGGUGGACACGCAAGCACCACGACCCUCCUUGCUGGCCUGAGUGCUCAGGCAGCCGCUGCCCUGCAGGGAGGUGUACUUGGUUGCAAGGCCGGUGCGAUCCAUGCCGCCGCCAGAGCUGAACUGGCCGCCUGGCUCCGUGCUGAGGCCGCCGCCUUCCUCGAUGCAUCCGUCAAGGCAUCCCUUCUCGAGUGGUGUGAAGGUGACGCCUCCGUCACCCUUUCCGUGGAUGUCUGCGCCGGACUGUCAGUGCUGAUCCCCACUUGCGCUGACAUCGCCGCCAAGGGCGAUCUCUUUGUUACCCUUGAGGGUAUCUUCUCCUCCGCCGAGGUCGCCGCCAAUGUUGUCCUGAGCGCUUCCGCCCAGGCUUCUCUGUCCGCAUUCCUCUCUGCGUCUAUUGAUGCUGCUCUCGAUGCCAAGGUUAGGGCUGGUCUCAGCCUUUGUGCUGGCGGCGGUGUCUUCGUCGACCUCGCCGCCGAUGUUCAGGCCGCCCUGAAGGCCUGGCUCGCCGGUUCCGAAUGCACCCUGUCCGCUUCUCUGAAGGUUGCCGUUUUGGCUUGGUUGGAGGGUAAGGUUGGUGCCGACGUCAUUGCCAUUGGCUCUCUGCCCGGCAGUGGUCUGGCAACGAUCUCGGCCGGUGCUUCCGUCGUCGCCCUUGUUGAGGAGACUGGCAUCCUCUCCGCCAGCGCCCAGGCUUCUCUCGCCGCCUUCCUCGAAGCCGACAUUUCCGUCGGUCUUGAUGCCCACGUUCAGGCCGCCCUCGAGGCUUGCGCCAAGGGCGGUGCCGCCGUCUCCCUUGAUGUUGAAGUUCGUACCGCUCUCGUCGCCUGGCUCACCAGCUCCAGCUGCUCGCUCGGCGCUGAGCUCAAGGCUGUUGUUCUGUUCUGGCUUUCGUUCGCUCUCGAGGCCGAUGUCUCCGUCAGCGUGUCCACAGGUCUCCUUGGCGAGCUUACUUCCUUCAUUACUGGCACUAUCGAGGCUACUCUCGGCGCUGUCUUCCGCGGCGUUAUUUCUAUCCUGAUCUCCGGCGAGAGCAUGGCCUCCCUGUCCCUUGACGCUCGUGCCCAGCUGGCUGCUAUCCUUGGAGGUGCCGCCGGCAUCGAAAUUGACUCCAGCAUUGAAAUUAUUCUCAUCGGAUGGCUUACCGGCUGUGGCCACCUUCCCAGCGGCUCCAGCUUCACCAGGAAUGGUGCCCCCACCCUUCCUUCAACUCCCGCCGGCUCUGUUACCGGUAUUCCUUCUGUCUCUGCUGUGCCCACUCCUUCCGGCAUUCCCAGCGGCUCCAUCCCCAGCGUCCCCAGCGGCUCUGUUCCUUCUGGUGCCUCCCCUACCGGAACUCCCAACGGCAAUGUUCCCACCGUUCCCGAGGCUGUCUCUGUUCCCUCCGGUGCUACUCCCACUGGCCCUGCCGGUGGCUCUGCUUCCUCCGGUGGUUCUCCCGCUGCCCCUGCCGGUGAUUCCGCUUCCUCCAGUGGUUCUCCCGCUGGCCCUACCGGUGGCUCUUCCUCUGGUGGCUCUGCUUCCUCUGGCUCUGCUUCCUCUGGUGGCUCUGCUUCUGGUGGCUCUGCUUCCUCUGGUGGCUCUCCCGCUGGCCCUGCCGGUGGCUCUUCUUCCUCCAGUGGAUCUGCUUCCUCUGGUGGCUCUGCUUCCUCUGGUGGCUCUGCUUCCUCUGGUGGCUCUGCUUCCUCUGGUGGCUCUGCUUCCUCUGGUGGCUCUUCUUCCUCCGGUGCCUCUGCUUCCUCCGGUGGUUCUCCUGCUGGCCCUGAGGCCGCCGAGACUCCUUGCGAGACCUUCGUUUCUGAGACUGUUGUCCCCAUUGCUACCAAGACCGGGGCCGUUUCUAGCGGUGCUGCGGCUAUCACCGCUGCCCCUACCGCGGUGCCUUCUAAGGGUCCCAAGGUGAUCACCAUCACAAAGACCGUCGCCGUUUCUGCCUGCGACUACUAGAUUUGAUUGUUGGCUCGUGAGGCCCAGUUACAACUUAUGAAACGAUG
Molecule: messenger RNA, 2301 nt
Organism: Aspergillus novofumigatus IBT 16806
Lineage: Eukaryota; Fungi; Ascomycota; Eurotiomycetes; Eurotiales; Aspergillaceae
Product: putative cell wall protein
Exons: 1
Coding region: 128-2254 (708 amino acids)
Source: RefSeq, a predicted model, not a curated record